AUGUCGGCGACCUCCUCCACAACCGUCCCGCCGCCUCCAACAGGCCCUCCGCCGGCCUCGACGAGCUCCCCGUCCGCCGGCUCGAGCGGCUCUCUCUCGGCGACCUCCUCGUCUUCGGUCCAGCCCACUUCGUCGGCCUCGACCACCAUCUCGUCCUCGAUCUCCCUGGCCACCUCCUCGUCGAUCUUGCCGCCAUCCACGACUGAUGCCCCGACUAGCUCCUUGGUGGACACCUUGACCGCGCUCUCGUCCAGCUCCAGCUCUCAUCGCCCGACCUCGACGACCACUCUCCAGGUCGUGCCAACCCUGUCCCCGCCUCAGAACCCCGUCAUCGUCCAGGUUUUCAAUGACCCGACAAAGACCUACAUCCUGUUUUACCUCUCCGGUAUCGGCGGUGUGCUCUGUCUCGCCAUCCUCCUGGUGAUUGUGUACAUGGGAUGGGACAAGAACGCCAACGACGACGAGCGAGAAAAGGAACGCAGCUUGCGGGCGGGCUCCCGAGAAAACACACCCGUAAUGACCGUGCUGUCGCCUCCCGAUGGCCUGGAAUCCCGAGUCAGUCUCCAGAAUCCGCCGAGCGACGCCGCCAUGCAUCCUUUCGGCUACCGCAUGUCCCCGUUCGUUCCGCCCUCGCGACCCGUCUCUGUUCAUAUCACCCGCCCCGGGUCUUAUGCCAAUCUCAAUGACUCGCUGCUUCCAGGCAUGCCCGACGAAUUCAUCCCCGGCGAUGUCUCGAACCGAGAAAGCAUCUACUCAAAGCCUUCCCGACGCAACAGCGCCAAUCGCAUCAGCGGCAUCGAUGUCUUUGGCUUCUCGGAACGCCCACCUUCGACUCUGCCUGGCCCUUCCCCGGCCUUCAUCAGCCCAUCUCGAUUCGGCAGCACUUCGGACCUCCCUGCGCUUACCGGCGAUCCGCUGUAUCCGGCCAUACCAAGGCCCUCUUCCUUGGUUCCUGGCCCGCCUCCUGACAGCAUGCCCAUCGUAUCCGACAACUGGCCCAACUUUGCGUACAACCCGAACCAGAACAUGUCGUCGUCGUCCCUCCAGUCCAAGGGCAGCCGGCGGUCGUGGCGUGGAAGCCAUCUCGAUCCAAAUGCCGUCGCCAUCAUUCUGCCGAGCCAAGAGUACUUUGCCGACCCAGUGAUCGCUCCAACCCGAGCCGCUAACCCGGCCGUGCAAGGCGCUCCACACUCCACCUCAGCCACGCCGUCUUCGAAUGUCUACAGCCAGGGUGCGACAUUCACCAUCGACGACGAGGACGACGAUGCUCCCAAGGGCGCUGCCUCCUCGAUGCUCCAGCCUCCGAACCCCAAGAACGGAUCGCCCAGCUCGGGCCAGAGCAGCGCCAAAGAGCUCCAUAUUGUCCAGGAGCUACUGAAGGAUUCUGGAUCGACACACGACUCUCCUGUCUCCCCCGUAUCUGCUGUAACUGACACCUGCGACGGCCUCCGCUCCGACAUCUCCCCACGCCAAGGCACCCAUAGCACGGCGCCGCUGAUAACGACGCCGCAGUGCAAUUCAGCCGACCCCUUUGGCGAUGCAUCCUCCAUCAUCUCCAAUGAGGAUCACCGCUGA
Molecule: messenger RNA, 1575 nt
Organism: Polychytrium aggregatum
Lineage: Eukaryota; Fungi; Chytridiomycota; Chytridiomycetes; Polychytriales
Exons: 1
Coding region: 1-1575 (524 amino acids)
Source: RefSeq, a predicted model, not a curated record